This is a messenger RNA of Rhizophagus irregularis DAOM 181602=DAOM 197198, 498 nucleotides long. RefSeq lists its product as uncharacterized. Lineage: Eukaryota; Fungi; Glomeromycota; Glomeromycetes; Glomerales; Glomeraceae. The record is from RefSeq and is a predicted model, not a curated record.
AUGGAAUCAUUAGUACUGCUAUUAUUUGAAAAGCAUAAAGAAUUUGGGCCUAAUAUACUUCAAUAUAUACAUAAUAGUUUAUUAUAUAACUCACCGUUAUUGGAAUCUUUUAAAACACUUUUCAAUAUUUCCAGCCAACUACCCUUCAUUAAUUCUAAAAAGCAAGAAUUAAAGAAUGAUGUUAAAAAAUUUCUUUAUGAGCGGAUUAUUACUAUUUAUAUGAAGAGUAGACAAAAGUCAUGGCGAAGAUUUAAUAAUCUUAUACCCGAAAAGAGAACUUCAAGCCUUCGAGAGAAUUUUAAAUCCAUGCGCAAUAAUAUUCAAAGUUUGAAAAACAAAAAUACAUCAAUGAAAAAAUCCAAUAUUCCAAAAGACCCAUUGCUUGGAUUAGCACAACUUCAAAUAUGGGUGCAAUUGGAUAAUGCAGAAGAAUUGUUUUCAAAAACAUUUCUGGUGAUUGAAUUACAAUGGUUACUUUGGGCAUUUGGAGUUAAAUAA